Molecule: messenger RNA, 622 nt
Organism: Trichoderma asperellum CBS 433.97
Lineage: Eukaryota; Fungi; Ascomycota; Sordariomycetes; Hypocreales; Hypocreaceae
Cellular component (GO): cytosol
Molecular function (GO): oxidoreductase activity; FMN binding
Source: RefSeq, a predicted model, not a curated record
AUGACAGCACCCAAAUCCAUCGCCGUUGUCAUCUGCAGCACGCGCCCUCACCGCAUCAACCCCUUUGUCGCCGGUUACGUCGCCUCUGUCACCCAGUCUGUACCUCAGACUACCGCAAAGGUAGAAUUACUCGAUUUGGCAACUCUCAAUCUCCCACUGUAUAACGAGCCCGUCGUGCCAAGCUACCUACCAGCUGAUGAUCCCACGCCGCAUUAUCAGUACGAAUACACUCGUGCUUGGUCAGCUCUUGUCCGCAAAUACGACGGCUUCAUCUUUGUUACACCACAGUACAACUGGUCUGUUCCGUCGAGUUUGAAGAAUGCGCUGGACUACCUAUUCCAUGAAUGGAGUGGGAAGCCCGCCGCAAUUGUCACAUAUGGAGCCAGAGGGGGGAUUAAAGCCGAGAAUCACUUGCGAGAAAUCUUGAAGGGGCUUAGGAUGAAUGUGGUUGAAUCAACUGUGGCGCUUAAAAUCCCCAGAGGAGAUGCCAAGGGGGUAGAGGCAGAGGCGUUGAUGAAAGAAACUUGGGAAACUGACGGGGCAGAUGAGAAAAUCAAGGCGUUGUUUGCCAGCACAUUGGAAUUUUUUAGAAUAGAUGCAUAGAAUCAAGAUAUACGUUAAU